AGCCGCUUGCUGUCGGUCCUGCUCUUCUCUCGCCAACGGGGGCAGGAAGCGGACUUGGUUUUCGGGACCAUUAAGUCGAGGUUCACAGUGGACGAGAGGACGGUAGCCAUGAAGUGGGGCUGGGCGAUAUUAGGGGUCCUUCUCUCCUUGGGGGCCCUGGCAUCCUGCGAAAAUGGCCUGCGGAUCCCCGAGUACGACGGCAGGGAUCGCGUUCACGACCUCAGCGCCAAGAACUACAAGUCCAUCAUGAAGAAGUACGACGUGAUGGUUGUCUACUACCACAAAAACGUGCAUGGGAACCGCAACGCCAUCAAGCAGCUCCAGAUCGAGGAGCUGGCUCUGGAGCUGGCAGCUCAGGUUCUGGACGAUCUUGAGGAUGAAGACAUUGGAUUUGGCCUCGUGGAUGAAAAGAAAGACAGCGCCGUGGCCAAAAAGCUCGGCCUGGAUGAGGUGGAGAGCGUCUACAUCUUUGCAAACAACGAGAUCAUCGAGUAUGACGGCGAGCUGGCCGCAGACACCCUGGUGGAGUUCCUCUAUGACGUGAUGGAGGAGCCCGUGGAGAUCAUCGAUAACGAGCGGGAGUUGAAGGGCUUCCACAACAUGGAGGAGGUCAUCAAGCUGGUGGGCUUCUUCAAGAGCGAGAAAUCUCCUCAUUUCAUGGAAUUCGUCGACGCCGCUGAGGAGUUCCACCCCUUCAUCAAAUUCUUUGCAACCUUUGACCCUAAGAUCGCCAAGAAACUGAAACUGAAGAUGAACGAGGUGGAUUUCUACGAGCCCUUCAUGGAGGAAUCGGUCACCAUUCCUGGAAAGCCGUACACCGAGGCUGAGCUGGUUGAGUACAUCGAGCAGCACGACAGACCCACUUUGAGGAAGCUGGAACCUCACAGCAUGUACGAGAUCUGGGAGGACGACAUCGACGGCGAGCACAUUGUGGCCUUCGCAGAGGAAGAUGACCCUGAUGGUUUUGAAUUCCUGGAGAUCCUGAAGGAGGUGGCACGCGAGAACACGGACAAUCCGAACCUGAGCAUCAUCUGGAUCGACCCCGACAACUUCCCCCUGCUGGUCCCCUACUGGGAGAGGACCUUCGGCAUUGACCUGUCAUCGCCUAAAAUCGGCGUGGUCGACGUGGCGGACGCGGACAGCGUCUGGAUGGAAAUGGACGACCACGACGAAAUGCCCACGGCGGACGAGCUGGAACGCUGGAUUGAGGAUGUUCUCUCAGGAAAGAUUGACCCUGACGAUGAUGACGAUGAUGACGAUGAUGACGAUGAUGACGAUGAUAACGAUGAUGACGACGAUGACGAUGAUGACGAUGAUGACGACGAUGCCGACGAUGACGACGACGAUGACGACGAUGAAGACGAGGAAGACGAUGCCGAAUAGAAACAUCCCGACAGUCUUUCACUCCUGUUGUUACGUAGAAAAUUGUUUGAGACAAAAAUCACGAUGACAACGAUGGAUAAAAACAUGGUGCCCAUCUUCCCGUCCACUCGUAACAGUGAGGAGGAUUUCUCCUCUCACUCCCCCGAGUGGGUCGACCACUGGGAGGCGCUCUCUCCCACCACUGAAUGAAACCACAGGUUUGCCUGACAAGCUGCCGCCAGUGUUUUGUACCUUGAUUCACAUGACCAGAGCUCAGAAACAUACGUCAAUGUGUCAAAAAUAAAGACAAUAAAAAAAACACAUGCAUAAAAGAAAAAA
Messenger RNA from Syngnathus acus (greater pipefish), 1701 nucleotides. It is a transcript of the gene casq1b, whose product is annotated as calsequestrin 1b. Gene Ontology annotation, biological process: regulation of skeletal muscle contraction by regulation of release of sequestered calcium ion. The record is from RefSeq and is a predicted model, not a curated record. The transcript has 11 exons. NCBI's taxonomy places the organism in Eukaryota, Metazoa, Chordata, Actinopteri, Syngnathiformes, Syngnathidae. Gene Ontology annotation, cellular component: sarcoplasmic reticulum lumen. Gene Ontology annotation, molecular function: calcium ion binding. The coding region runs from base 109 to 1383 and encodes 424 amino acids.